Capsicum annuum is the source of this 896-nucleotide messenger RNA. RefSeq lists its product as uncharacterized. The transcript has 4 exons. The coding region runs from base 380 to 709 and encodes 109 amino acids. The record is from RefSeq and is a predicted model, not a curated record. Lineage: Eukaryota; Viridiplantae; Streptophyta; Magnoliopsida; Solanales; Solanaceae.
AUCGCCUCCUCCUCCCCCAGCAAACACCUGCCCGGUUAGUGACCAAGAUAAGUUGAAGAAAUGCAUGUUUGAGAAAACUUCAAUUGACAAAUGUUGCCCGACAUUCAAGAGUAUACUCAUGACUAGUUGCCCUUGCUAUAAGUAUGCUGAGGAUUUGGACAAUCAAGUCUUGAUCACUCUUGAAGCUUAUUGUGAUGUCAGUAACCCUUGCCAAGCCCACCCCCUCCUCCCUCAAAAUCGCCUCCUCCCGCCCCGGAAGAAGCCUGCGCGGCUAGUAACCAAGAUAAGUUGAAGAAAUGCAUGCUACAGACAAUUGUAACUGACGAAUGUUGCCCGACAUUCAAGAGCAUACUCAUGCAUAGUUGCCCUUGCUACAAGUAUGCUGAGAAAUUUGACAAUCAAGCCUUCAUCACUCUCAGAGCUUAUUGUGAUGUCGGAAACCCUUGCAAGAGUGCGCAAAGCCCUACCCCCUCCUCCCCCAAAAUUGCCUCCUCCCACCCCGGCAACGACUUGCCCGGCUAGUAACCAAGAUAAGUUGAAGAAAUGCAUGCUCCAGACAAUUGUAACCGACGAAUGUUGCCUGACAUUUAAGACCAUACUAAUGCAUAGUUGCCCCUGCUAUAAGUAUGCUGAGAAAUUUGAUGACAGAACCUUAUCACUCUCAAAGCUUAUUGCGAUGUUGGAAACCCUUGCAAGAGUGCGCAAGUAAUUAAGCUAUCCAAUGACGAGUAAAGAUGAAGUGAUUAACGCUAAUUAACUCCAGAUCUUGUAUUAGACUAGUUAAUAAAUUAUGUUUUAUUAUUUCCGUCUUGUAGGACUUUUUAAUUUCUAGGGUAUACUUGUAAUGUUGUGUAUCCGCAAUAUUGUUAGUACAAAUAAAAAAUAUAUUUUGUUGA